This is a messenger RNA of Periophthalmus magnuspinnatus, 1859 nucleotides long. RefSeq names its product complement component 1, q subcomponent-like 4 (gene c1ql4a). Bases 470 to 1189 code for a protein of 239 amino acids. The transcript has 3 exons. NCBI's taxonomy places the organism in Eukaryota, Metazoa, Chordata, Actinopteri, Gobiiformes, Gobiidae. The record is from RefSeq and is a predicted model, not a curated record. Gene Ontology annotation, molecular function: protein binding.
AAUACUGGAAAACUCAGAAGAAAAGGAUUUCAUUGAAGAGACACAAAUACUAAUUGGGUCCAAAAAUAGUGACAUUAAUUUGAUUUAUUAAUACAAUUGACAUGAGUUUGACAGCCUUUUUCAGCACCCCUUUAAGCCCCUCUUUCACACCAUGCUUUAUGUGAAACAGAAGUGAGAUUUCAGAAAGAGGCAUUUCAAAGCUGCUCUUGGUCCAUAGAACAUUCAUCUUACUGUGAUUUCAACUGGGGUCUGUAGUCCAGGGGACUCUCCACAGCGUCAGCUUAUCUGGAGCUUUUUUAUUUUAUAUUUUCUCUCAUUCUUCACACCCCUGUAGUCUUGUUCCAAUUCUCCCAGAGACUUCACCCUGGCCGGCACUAUUCCACCAAAGGGGGAAGAAGACUUCCUGACGCUGGCCGCUUCGCGGCUCAGCCGUAGGAAACGUGUGAUUGGAGCUGCAGUGGGUGUGGCCAUGGUUCUCGUACUUUUGGUUGCCAUUCCUCUGCUGGUCCAUACGACCAAAGUGGGGAGUGUGGGAAAUGCUGGUAGCCAUUAUGAAAUGCUUGAAUCCUGCAAAAUGGUAUGUGACACCACAGCUCAGCCGGGCCAAGAGCUGACCGCUGUAUCCCCACCGCCACAGGAUUACUCUGGAAAGAAGAUCAGGUCUGGUCUCCGUGGGCCUCCAGGGAUUCCCGGACCCCCAGGAGCACGAGGACCCCCUGGAGAGCCAGGCAAACCCGGACCACAAGGUCCACCAGGCCCAGGCCCAGGUGGCUAUUCCCCCUCUCUUUACUCUCCUAAAAUCGCCUUCUAUGCAGGGCUGCGCAGACAGCAUGAAGGGAGUGAAAUACUAAAGUUUGACGAUGUGGUCACCAAUGUGGGCAACUAUUAUGAGCCCAGCACUGGGAAGUUCACGUGUCCGCUACCUGGUAUCUACUUUUUCACCUACCACGUCCUUAUGAGAGGCGGAGAUGGCACCAGUAUGUGGGCCGACCUAAAGAAGAACGGGCAGGUGAGAGCCAGUGCCAUCGCUCAGGACGCCGAUCAGAAUUACGACUACGCAUCCAACAGCGUGAUCCUGCAUUUGGACGUGGGCGACGAGGUGUGUGUCCAACUGGACGGUGGCAAAGUGCACGGAGGCAACACCAACAAGUACAGCACUUUCUCCGGCUUCCUCAUCUACCCUGACUGACCGCUGUCCCACUGUGGUCUGUCUGUGGGUCUCCAAAUCCAAUGCAUGCACACACGUAAGCAGACAUCACAAAGACUACUAAUCAUACUGAGCCAAACUGCUUUGAUUUGCACCUCCAGUCUAUAUCACAAAUGUAUGAAUAUGUACAGUGAAGGUGCAAAAAAUGACUGCACGUUGUGGCUCGGAAAUAUCCUAAAAAGAAUCAAUGUGUCUCACAUUAAAUGCCAUUGUAUCAGAAUAUAUUGAGCAGCAUCAUUCUAAUUGUGUUUUAAUGCAAUAAUGGUGUCAAGAGUGCCAUUAAUCAAGCUGGUGAAGCCAAGGCAUACCUAUGUGUAUUGUAAUCUUUAACCCAUACACUACUGUCUUGCCAUGCUUUCUUCAUACCUAAAUAAAUGCCAAAUUAUUAUGCAAAGAUGGUAGAUAUGUCGGAUAAUACUAAAUGCAGACAAUAUUAUGACCAUAAUUUACAUAUCACUGGGAUUAACGAUUUCUUUUUGUUCCUAUUUUAUUAAUGGCACUUGUUUCAUUGCAAAUGUACAGUAUUUCAAAGUGCAUUUUUGAUUGUGUGUUUGUAUUUGAUUACAAAAUAAUGAGUGUGUGGAUGUGACUGCCCGCCUGUCUUUUAGUUCAAAAUGUUGUAUACCUCAUAGAUGGAUUUAAUGGAUUUUAC